This is a messenger RNA of Prorocentrum cordatum, 2274 nucleotides long. Lineage: Eukaryota; Dinophyceae; Prorocentrales; Prorocentraceae. The record is from the annotation of a GenBank genome assembly.
AUGCCGUUGUCAUUGCUGCCGAGUCGGACGUCGCUGUCUUCGUGGUCGAGCGGAGCGGUUCUGGCGGGAGAAGCGUACCAGAUGCCCGAGGGCGCUUGCGGGGGCAUUCGCGUCAAACUGUAUUUGGCGGCCGGCUUGUUGGAGCCAGUCACUGGCUGCGGCGAGGCCGACACCGUCGCCCUGAUGCAGAGGCGGGUGUACGACGUGGGCGGCACGAGCGGCGAGCGCGGCCAGCGUGGCCCGGUCGAUGCGGGCGGGCAGAUGGGCAAGGGAGGGGGCGGCAAGGGCAAAGGAGAUGGCUGCGGCAAGGCUGGCGGCAAGGCGCCCGUGGCCCCUGCGCUGGACCUCCUCAACGGCUACUGCGAGCAGAAGAAGAUCAGGCCCACCUUCGAUUGGAGCGAGACGGUCAUAUGGCACGACAGGGAGAAGGGCAGGCAGGAGCCGGGCUGGCUCUGCAUCCUCUACCUGCCGGGCAUCGGAGAGGCCCGGGGCGAGGGCUCCAGCAAGAAGGCCGCCAAGUCCGCAGCCGCGAAGGACUGCGUGGACAGGAUGCAGGCGAUGGGCAUUCGCCUCACCAAGUCCUCGGAUCUUAAAGCCGGUAGCGCUGGGCCCGCCUGGGCAAUUGCGGGCUCGGCAUCGCUGCUGAUGGGCGGCGGUGUGGGCGGUGCGAGGCUUCCUUCAGGCAAUGUCACCGGGGUCUUACAGGGCAUGCCCAUCGAGGAGGCAUACGACUUUCAGCCACAGGCCAGCCGAAUGAUCGCGUUGUUGCGCAGAGGCCAGGCUGACGAGGCCCUCGCCGUCGCACAGGCCGUUCAGAUUCCCAAGGUGAUGAAGAUGAAACACCUCGCAGACUGCCUAACAUCCAUCGGGGUCCGCACCAAGGACGCGGCUGCGCAGCGCUUCAUGCGAGGCAUCCUGGAGUGCGGCGUCGUCAAUUUUCCCAAUGCGGCCUCUGCCUCGUACUUCUGCCGCUUCGGCACGUGGGCGAUGCGGGAGUUCAUCGCGGAGGCCGUCAGCUGUGCGGAGCAGGCUCGGUCGGUCGUCCCACAGACCUUGGAGCGCAACGGCACGUGCAUCCGAGAGAUGACCAUCAGCGGACCCGACAAGGGCAUGGCCCCGAAUGAGCUGAAGCUGGUGCCCUCCAGCGGCGAGCUGCCCCGCGGGUCGAGCUUCUUCAAGGGCGACUGGAUCCUGGUCACGACGCCGCACACCAACCAGGUGCGAGUGGACGAGGAGAACGGCCGCAGCGCAAGCUACGAGGCCGAAGCCCAGCAGGUCGACCGGGCGGCAAACCACGUGACCUAUGUCCGCCAGAUCACCGCGCUGCACAAGCUCACCAACGACCCUGGCGGUCUCGACUGGCUGAGCCUCGUGCUGAUGGCCGCCGAGGAGGAGGACGGAUUCCACAAGGUGGCGGACCUCUGCGCGUGCCCGCCCCCGACGGGGAGGUGCCCGCCCGUCGCUUCCGUGCUCGCCAAGGCCAACGAGUCCCAGUGCAAGGCCCUGGAGGCCGCGCUCUCGCGGCGGCUGACGCUGGUGCAGGGCCCCCCCGGGGCGGGCAAGACGAGCACGGCGGUGCUCCUCAUGCAGCUCUGGACGUUUGCGGGGCGCAAGCCCAUCCUCGCCACCGCGGACAGCAACAUCGCUGUGGACAAUCUGUGCGGCGGGUGCGUUACCGCGGGCCUCAACGUCGUGCGCGUGGGCCGCAAGGAGUCCGGAAAUCCAGAUUUGGAGCAGUACACGCUAUUCGAGAAAGCCAGAGCAUCUGGGAAGCCAGGCGGCGACCGGAACAAGUGGAAGGCGGAGAAGGAGAUAUUGGAAAACGCAGACGUGGUGUGCUGUACAUGCAGCGGCGCUGAACACCCAGCAAUGCAGGGCACGAUGUACGCCAACCUCCUGCUGGACGAGGCUGGGCAGACCACGGAGCUGGGGUGCAUGAUCCCCAUGCUGCAUUUGAAUGAUCGCGGCUCCGUGGUGCUCGUCGGGGACCACAAGCAGUUGCCUGCGACGGUGGCGUGCCUGGAGGCAGACGUGGAGGGUCUGGGAACCUCCCUCUUCGAGCGCCUGACCUCCUUCGGUGUCGUUCCACAACUGCUAGACAUCCUGACGGUACCGCAUGCACCCUGCCAUCGCGGCCUUCCCUUCGCAGCAGUUCUACCAGGGCAGGCUGCGGUCGGGCACCCCAGGCUCGGCUCGCCGGGCGGUGACGGGCAUCUCCUGGCCAGUGAUGGCGUGCCCCGUGGCGUUCCUGCCGGUCACUGGCCACGAGCGUAA